Molecule: messenger RNA, 1983 nt
Organism: Exophiala oligosperma
Lineage: Eukaryota; Fungi; Ascomycota; Eurotiomycetes; Chaetothyriales; Herpotrichiellaceae
Exons: 2
Coding region: 174-1715 (513 amino acids)
Biological process (GO): transmembrane transport
Cellular component (GO): membrane
Molecular function (GO): transmembrane transporter activity
Source: RefSeq, a predicted model, not a curated record
CCUCUUUCGACGGGCUUGCAGGGGUGGCGUGGGGUUGGGCAUUGUUCCUCAUUUGGAGACCUUAUUUCAGGGAUAUCCGCUAUUUAGAUGGGAGAAAUGCCCAUCGAGAGUGAACUUGUGCCACCACGGAAUCUCAUUGCACAUAUUUUGUCCCACGCGCUUCCGCCGCCACCAUGUCAAGUUUGACGACGGCUUCAAAGAUGGGAGAGGUUCUCCAGCUGGAAACUGAAAUCAACGUCAGCACAGGACAUGUCUCGCCCAGAACGAAGCCGUUCAAGCUUUGGAGCACGCUGGGAAUCGCGUACUCGAUAACUUCAACACCAUUAGCCAUCGGCACAUACCUUGCCGUUUCGAUCGGGGUCGGUGGGAGCCCCGUGAGCAUUUUUGGCUAUACCAUGGUUGUCAUCCUAGACAUGUGUGUCUGUGUCUCGCUGGCCGAGAUGGCUUCUAUUAUGCCUCACUCUGCGGGUCAAAUUUUCUGGACUGCUAUUUUGGCACCCAAACCUCGAGCACGACCAUUGAGCUACAUUGUGGGAUGGUUCACCAGCGCAGGCUACUUUUGCUGGACAGCGGCGUGCUUUCUGAUCACGUCGCAGCUCAUUUUUGCGUUGGUCGAGAUAUGCCGGACCACUUUCAUUGUUCAGCCCUGGCACUACUACCUGGGCUACGUUGGCACAGGGCUGUUCGCCGUUGUGAUCAACAUUCCUUUGUUCAAGUGGUAUCCAUACAUCCUCAACGGUCUUGUCGUUUACAUCAAUGUCGGCUCGCUAUUCGUUAUGAUUGCGCUCCUGGUCCGCGCACAUCCCAAGCAAAGCGCCGACUUUGUCUUCGUCGAUUUCGUCAACAAUACCGGCUGGAAUUCGAAAGGGGUUGUUUUCUUCCUCGGGUUACUCCCCGGCCUCACGGCAGUCAAUGGCUUUGACUGCGCGGCUCACAUGGCUGAGGAAAUGCCCCAUCCUCACCGUCAAGUUCCGCAAGUUAUGGUGCUGAGUGCACUGCUCAGCGCGAUCAGCGGCCUAGUCAUGCUUCUCGUUUAUAUGUUUUGCAUCACCGACCCCGCCAACCUCCUCGCCCCUGUUGGCGGCCAGCCUAUCGCUCAACUCAUGGUCGACUCCUUCAACAAUCUACCCAUGACUAUAGUCGGGGUACUUGUUUUCAUAAUCUGCUUCCUCUUCGCCUCUUCCACCUUACUGACCACCUUCUCACGCGUGCUUUGGUCCUUCUCACGCGAAGGCGGCAUGCCUUUCUCCGAUACCAUGGCCAGGAUGAACGCUGGAUCCUCGAUUCCGGUCAAUGCAGUUCUCCUUGGGUUCUUGGUCUGCGUACUUAUCGGCCUUCUCGAAUUGGGCUCCUCAACCGCCCUGAACGCCAUUCUCGGUGCCGGCAUCCUCUUCAUAUUCGCAUCUUACGCCAUCCCGAUUACCUGUGCAUUGCUGCAAUACCGGAGAGCAUUGGCUGCGACACAUUACUUUGACCUCGGCAAGAUUUUUGGGCCUGCUCUAAAUGUGAUAAGUGUGGUCUGGAUCUGUUUCAUCUUUAUCUGGCUUUGCUUUCCACUUUAUGUUCCGGUCACGGGCGUCACAAUGAAUUUUGCCAUUGUUGUCUUCGCCGUAGUCGCAGUGUUGAGCACCAUUAAUUGGUUUGCGUGGUCCAAUAAGCGUUUCAGAUGUCCAGAGGCAACGAUGCAGACUUCGAACAGAGAAGUUUCGGCCUGAUGACGGGUAGCGAAACUGGACUCUGGUUGGACAGUGAAUAUGCAAGCUGCGUCUCCGGGUUUUCUCUUUCGCAGCCCUUGGAUUGUUGGAACAGCACACAUUGCCCGAGAUGUCAGUAUGAAUCGUAGCGUCGUCGCGUACGGAGGCGUGCACCUUGUGGUGUUUCAGACGCUAGUAAUUAUUGUGCUUUGCAAAAUUCCGUAAAAACCUUAUUUUUUUGCAAUAUGCAAAACAUUCAACAAUCAUAAAAGCGGUGAGAACACAACGC